GUAAUAGCAAUUCGUUUGACAGCUAGUAUUCUAUAAAUUCUAUCCUGUCGAGAUGCCCCGAUAGGCAGACUCAAAACUAAACAAGAAAUUGCCGAAUAUUAGAGUUAAAGCCUUCUGGUGUAAACAGAACCUUCUAAAACAAUAUUACCUUGAAAUGAAUUAAGCACUUGUGUAUCGAUACAUUGAAUAUGUUAAAUCGAUAGUGUGCUCAUUCUAUUUCUCGAACAGUACAUAAAAAAAUAUGACUUAAUAAGUGUUAAAAAUUGUAUUUAAAACAAUUGUGAAAUCUCAUCCCCUUAAUUUGCACUCGAGCGUACGGUCAACGAGAUCUCGUACGAACAAAACGUAACCGUACCAAAUACAGACUCGAACUAGAUAGUCAACCCACGGACCCACGGCUGACAGGUCACACUUGGGUUCUGAACUUAGCAGCGUGCGGUUGUGCCUUUGCUGUAAAUACCAUCUACUUGUGUCUUUCGGUUUAAAUAUACUUACAUACUUGUGUCUUAGAACACCUACAAUAUGUUUACUUGUGUUUUUUGGUUUAAAUAUUUACAUUUAAUUGAAAAAUAACUACAGUGUGUAAUUAUAUUUGAAAUAAACAUUUUAAAAAGAAGGAAUGCGUGUUUUAAUAUUAUUGAACCCACAAAAAUUGGGGACUCAGUCCGGAAUAAUCCGUGAUCAUAUCGAUUUAAUAUAAAGGCAUUGCGUAGUGGAAAAUUUGUAACGGAAAUUUGGUGAAGCAAGACAUUGUGUAGCCGAAAAAUUUGUAACGAAAAUAUGGUAAAGCAAGGCGUUGUGUGGUGGAAAUAUUUAAACGGAAUUUUGGUGAAGCGAAGGAAAUAGUGAAAGUGUGGAAACAGCAACAGCGCUGCAAACAAGAGAGGCAGUGCUGAUUGAACAGCAGAAAAAACGGAACGUGGAAGGCAGAACAGAGCAAUCAGUAGCAGACAGCCGUACAGCAUGAGCAGUGUUGAGAAGCAAGAAAAAGAAGAGUAGCAUCGACUACUAGCGAAGAUUCCAGAACAGGAAUAGGGUUCGAGUCAAAGCGGCGAGCAAGCAGAGUGAAGAGGUAGCAGAAUAACCAUAGGCAAGAAAAAGAAGAGUAGCAUCUAUUACUAGCGAAGAUUCCAGUAAGUAUCCAAUUAUAAGAGUAUAAGAAGUUGUAUUGUUCAUUCCCAAAUGGUUUCGGCUUUUAGAAGCUACAGUAACGGCGAUACAUAUUAGCACCGACUAAAAAUUGUAAAUGUAUCGUGACAUAUACUCGUAUGAUUAAAUACGUUUUUCCAAUGCGAAAAUUUAAAACAUUAAAUGUUAUGAAACCAAUUUGCUAUUACAUCUAAAAAUUAUAAUUACAUUAUAUUAUAUAUUAUAUAAGAUUUUUAUUAUAAGAUUAUUUGAAAAAGUUCAUAACCCAACAUCGAUACUGAAACCAUUAAAUCUAUGACGAUAGCGUUACUGAGAGAAAAAUGCUUAGAACGGGGACUGACAACGAACGGAAAGAAAUAAGACUUGUCUGAUCCGACAUUUUGGCCUGAGUGAUGCCGAGUUUAGCGACGAUGAAUCGAGUGCCGGUCAGUAUGAAGACGUAGAAACCGUAGGUCCGCGCGUUAGGAAUGUUUCACAUUUUACAUUGACAGUUUAUCUUCAUUUACUGGUACAGACUCACUAGACGUUAAUUAGUGGGUAAUUGAGUUGGAAGAUAAGGUUACAAAUGUUUUUUAUACAAAGCAACUCUUAAAGGGUGCAGCUAAGUCAUUUAUUAGGGGCGUCAGUAGUAUACACAAUUAGUCGUCUUUAAAAAAGAUACUUGUUGAAGAGUUUGAUGUGAAACUAUCUUCAGCGGAAAUACACAAUAGUUUAAGAAAUCGUGGUAAAAAAGUAUCAGAAUCGUUUCUUGAGUAUUUAUACAGUUUAAUCGAAAUUGGUAAACCUAUUAAAAUCGAUGACGAAAGUAUGGGUAUGGUAUUUCAGAUUCCAAAAUAAAUAAAGCCGUUUUGUAUCAAACCAGAACGAUCAGAGAACUUAAAAAUCAAAUCAAGAUAUACGAAAAAAUUCGGUUGAUGCAACAACAUCAGCCUAAAGUUUUUCAGAAUCAAUCUGAUUUUAAGCGUUCAAAAUGUCAAAGUAGAUAGUAACCCAGGGGAAAACAAGAAAUGUUUCAAGUGUGGUGAAGGGACACAUUUUGCAAAAAAUUGUCCGGGCAAGCAGUACCGUUGUUACAAGUGUAAGAAGAUAGGUUAUCGUUCUUUUGAAUGUAAAGGUAAUAAUCUACCGAACAGGGUAAUUAAGCAAGAGAAAAAUAUAAAUGUUAUAAAAGAUAUAGGCAGGUUAAUAAUUAAGAACAUUCAACAAAAUGGUUUUACUUUUUCCGCGUUAAUUGAUACUGGAAGUGAUCUUUGUUGACCCUAAUGCAACUUGAUCAGCAUAUUCAACUAAGUAACGACAAACGGCGUUUAGUAGGUGUUUUAGUAACUGGUGAACUCACCUUUAUUUCCGAACUCACUUGCUAUUUUUUGUUAUAAAAAGAUAUCACACAGCACAGGUUUUCGGAUUUUAUAUUUAUUUAAUUUACAAACGUUCUCAAAUGUUAACAAUCGGUCGAAUAUUCCAAUCGGCGGCGGAAUCGACGAACGAUAAUGUAUGUGGGAGGAAAAAAAGAAAGGCGAAAAGCGUAUGCGCAAAGGCUCGGAGUCGACCCGUACGAAAGUAAAAGCGAAGUGAAGGCUGGAGUUGUCCGUCCCUUUUUUGUGUUCUAGUUGGAAGUGUGGUGUCAUGUUUGAGUGUAUUGGUGUGAUGUGGAAGGUGAGUGGUGAGUGUGGUGUGCUGUCGUGAUGAUUUGUGUUGAAAUGUGGUGUGGCUGUGUUUCAUUACAGGGUAUUGGUGUGAUGUGUAGUGAUGUGGAAGGUGAGUGGUGAGUGUGGUGUGCUGUCGUGAUGAUUUGUGUUGAAAUGUGGUGUGGCUGUGUUUCAUUACAGGGUAGGCCGAGAGUCAUUUAGACAUCCCGGCCCCCCUAGGCAAAUUAUUAGCCUAGUAGCCUUUGCAAUUGCUGCAGUGUGGCCACCACGUUACUGAGUCCAGUAGGUUGGCGAGACCGCGGCCUAGGUUGACGCCGCCGCGUAGAGGUAUUGGGUUGGUGGCGCCGAGUACGUGUUCGGGAUUCUGGUGGUGGCUCAGCUCUUCGUGGUCGUGCAGCACGGUUCGCCUGCGGUCGUCGGGUCGUAGCACGACUGGAGGGGGCAAGUAGUUGUCUGCCGUCCCGAUGAAGGAGCGUAUGAUGCGGCCGCAUGCAUAUUUGGCACGUAUACCCUGAUGUACACUCCGAUGUGGAGUGGGUAGGUGCCAGACAAUUUAGGCAGUGGCCAUGUGCCUGAACAAUCUGCUGGCGGAGCGGAGGCAGCAUCCUCUUAAAAAUGCCGCAGUGCGGCAACCUGUGGGGGCGGCGGCAAAGCGGGCAUCGGAAGCGCUGUGGGUCCGCUGGCACCGGCGUCGGAUUUGCGCGUGUUGCACUUCGGGGUGUUGCACUUCGGGCAGCGGUUGGUUGCGUUGUGGCCGUGGGAUUUCGAGGGGCUGGUGUAGGCCCCGUUCGUGGCACGUGAAUGGUCGACCGAACGGCUGGCGUUGGUGCUGGCGGCAUAUCGACAUCCAUUUGAUCUGUCAAAGAUAUUUACGUUAUAUGUUUGUGGUAUACGGAUAUGAUAGUUGGUGCUACGUUAGGUGGCACUGGUGGGUAGUCAUGUGGACCACCCAUCUAUUACUACGUUUGCGGUUUUCAUUAAGAUAGGAUUUGUGGUUUGUUAUAUCGAUUUAUCGUUUAUUGUUUACGGUUUACGUGUCGGUUUUAUCGGCUGUGGGCAAAAAGCAUAGUUUAACGAGCGGCCGAGUUAGUGUUCCGUUUUGCGUACGGAGAUCAACUACGCGAAUAUGACCGUCGGAGCCGUGGUAAAGCUUCUCUAUGCGGCCAAGCCGCCAUUCAGUGGGGGGGAGACAAUCGUCAUGAAUUAAGACACAAUCUCCAAGCUUAGGCGCCAGAAUGGGCGCUCCUUUAAGAAAAUGCCCUGGUGUGAGGGCUGUAAAGUCUGAUGGAUCUUGUGAGAGGGCUGCGAGAGGCCGUGAGUUGAGAACGGCUUCAAUUCUAGUUAAGAGGGUCGUGAAGUCUUCAUAAUUGAAUUUAUAAGUGCCAGCUAGCUUCUUGAAAUGUGAUUUGAAGCUUUUUACGGCUGAUUCCCAUAAACCACCCAUGUGUGGAGCGCUUGGGGGGAUAAACUGCCAAUUGAUGCCUUGGGGAGCAUAUUUUUGAAUAAUGUCAGGUGAGACUUGUUUCAUAAAAUCCACAAAUUGUUUCUCUGUGGCUCUUUGAGCUCCGAUAAAUGUUUUACCAUUAUCGCUCAUGAUUUUGGUUGGAAAGCCACGUCGUCUGACGAAGCGAGCAAAUGCCGCGAGGAAAGCCUCCUUUGUCAGAUUGGAACAUAGCUCAAGGUGUACUGCUUUUGUCGUAAAACAGACAAAGACAGCCACAUAGCCUUUCAUCAGGGUGGGAGACCUUAGCAUGGACGCCUUUAUUUGAAAAGGGCCAGCAAAGUCGACACCUGUAGUGGUGAAAGGCAGAGCAAAGUUACAGCGUUCCGGUGGAAGUGCUGCCAUAACCUGCGUUCUCAUUUUCUGCUUGUGCAUAGUGCAGACCUUGCACGUGAAAAUGCACUUCUUGAUUUGGGGCUUAAGGCGGGGAACAUAGUACUCUUGGCGUACCAUGUGUUGCAUGAGGCGAUGUUCGGCGUGUAACAUGAGUAUAUGGAUAUAAUUGAUGAACAAUGUGGCAAAUGAGGAUUUCUCUGGUAUUAUUAUGGGAUGGCGUUCGUUAUACGUAAGGCUGGAAUUAGCAAGCCGGCCGUUUGCACGAAGCAGACCUUUCGUGUCUAUAAAUGGGUUUAGUACUAAGAGUGUGCUCUUUUUGUCAAUUGGCUUCGAUUCUCUUAGUAACCCUAGGUCGCGGCUGAAGUAGCGCGUUUGGGUUGAUGCGAUAAGAGCGACCUUCGCUUUUUGUAAGUCUUGGUGCGUCAAUGUAUCGCAUUGGGGGCAAGUUGCUCCCUUUACCUUAAGUUUGAGUCGCUCUACGAAUUUGAGAAUAUAGGCGACUACUCUGAGUGCUCGGGGGAACGAUGAAAAUCGUUCAAGGAUGUCAGCAUCAUCCAUUGUUGUGUGAUAAGUGGCGAUUUUUCGACCUUCUGGGGCAAUUAUGUUGCGCAUUGGCGAUUGUGGCCAAGAAUCGGGAGAUUCUGUUAACCAUCGGGGGCCAUUCCACCAGAGGGUGGUGGUGGCGAGAUGAAGGGGUUUGCACCCUCUUGUCCCAAGAUCGGCAGGAUUGUCAGCACUGGCAACGUGUCGCCAAGUGGCUGAUCCUACUAGGUCAAGUAUUUGCGCCGUUCUAUUAGAAAUAUAUGUCUUCCACGCGUGUGGUGGUUUUUCUAACCAGGCUAGCACUAUUUCGGAAUCAGACCAUAGAUAUAAUUUGUGUUGUGCCAUGUUUAAGUGGGUCUGCACCAUGGAAACUAGCUUUGCUAGUAGCAGAGCGCCACAAAGUUCAAGUCGUGGUAGACUUAUGGUUUUUAGAGGCGCAACUUUUGCUUUUGCCACUAGUAGGUGGCUUGUAGUUGCAAUAUCGCUUUGUGUGCGCACAUAUAUAGUGGCACAAUAUGCCUUUUCAGAGGCGUCGCAGAAGCCGUGUAGUUCCACUUUGUAUUCGGGGGAAUAGUUUACCCACCGUGGAAUUUGUAUCUGCGAAAUGUCGGUCAGAUUAUUAGCGAACUGGGACCAUCUUUCUAAGCGAAGAGGUUUCACUAGUUCGUCCCAGUCAGUUCCGUCUAGCCAUAAUUCUUGAAUCAGGAUUUUCGCUUGUAUCAUAAUUGGCGAAAGCCAUCCUGCGGGGUCGAAAAGUUUUGCCACAGAGGAGAGAAUUUGGCGUUUUGUAUUGGCGGAUAAUGCGGAUAUGGACUCAGUCGUGUAUGAAAACUGGUCCGAUAUCGCAUUCCAUUGGAUGCCCAGUGUUUUUGUUGUACUUUCCUUUUCGAAUAUAAGGAAAUUAGUAUCCAACAAAUUGUCGUUUGGUAUGUUCUUCAAGAUAUUUGGGUGAUUAGCUGUGAUCUUUUUUAGGGGAAACCCUGCGGUGUUGAGGGCUUUUAUCACUUGUGAUAAGGACUCGUAUGCUUGUGAGAGGCUGUGGCUCCCAGACAGGAUAUCGUCUACAUACGUUUGCGUUUUUAAGACUUUUUGUUGCCAGAGGAAAUUCUGACUUUGUGUCUUCUGCCAGUUCGUGGAGUGUACGGAUGGCUAGAUAUGGGGCACAGUUUACGCCAAAGGUAACUGUUUAAAUGAGUUAAGCAUCCACCCCCUCUACACGGUAAAACUGGCGCAUCCUAAUGCGACAGCUUAAUUCACCACAGCUGAUGACACCAACACAACUCACUAUACCUGCACACUCACUCAUCGAAAAGGCUGGACAAGAAAAAGGCAGACACAAUCGUUCUCACUAUCGGCACAGCAACUUUCGUUUUGGAUCCAUUCGAUCGACACACUGCGCACAUCAAGAUUCGUCCUAAACAAUUCGCCAGGACAAUUCGACCCUCAACUUUUUCGAUUUUAUACCGCGCCGCGUCAACACGAUCUUUGACCCCGUUCGACAACGACCUGCCCGCGCCAAUUUACAGCGAUCCAACCCAUUGGACAUCAAUUCAAUAACAUCAUAUUAUGUAAUAUCGCACAAAACAUUUUUAUAAAUAAAUUAUAAUUAUUAUAUUGUACUUUAAAUGAAUACGGUGUUUUGUCAUUUUGAUUGAUCAUGCGAGUGUGAGUGCAAAUCGAAAAGUCUAAAUACAGUGGUUUGUAUUCGAUAAAUUGGGUCAACAAUUAAACAUGGUCCUUCGAGCCUCACAGAAAGGCACUAGUGGAAAAACAAGAACCACAAUAAAAAUAUAAAUAUAUACUUGUGCGGUGAACAAAAAACAAAACUGUGCAGUGAAAAAACAAAGUGCAGUGACCCUAAUAAAACAGCACUAAAAAUCAAAAGAGAGUGCAGUGCAGUGGUACGGGAACAAGAAAAAGAUAUACAAUACGAACAUAUCUAUAUACAAGUGCAUAUACAUACAUUUAUAUAUAAAUAAUAAUAAAGGAAAAAAUAAAUGAAAACAAACUAUUUCAAACAUAUGUUCACCAUAUGUUAAACGUGCGUGUCAAAAAAAAAAAACAACAUAAAUGGUAUUAACAAACUAAACCUAACGAGCGCGAAAUCUAAAAACAAAACAUAAGUAAAUCAAAAACAAAUCCUAAAUCGGGCGCGUUGUAAAAGCACUUAAACAAAAACGGAACAAACGGGCGCGAACAAUUAAAACAUAUAAACAUACAAACAAAACUACAGCGCAAAGAGUAUCUGGAGCACAGAAAGAGGGACAAAGCUCGAGAAGCCCAUAAGCAGCUGGAAAAAGAGAAAGAGAAUUGGCGACAAAACACGUACAUAAAUACAUACAUACUCCUAAAGCUCCCCUGGAGGAAAAACAAAGUGAGCGUAUUUAUUUCAUUUAUUCUAAAUAUACAUAUGUAUGUAUGUAAAACAUACGUUUUAUAUACUAAUAUAAAACCGUAUUUCAAAAUCCGUUUGAACCGCGAAAAAAACGGUUACCAAAGCGUCACACCUUCGAGUUUAUUUUACUAGAAAAACCGAACACAGCUUGGUAUAACAUAUAUGUAUAUCAACAUAUAUAUGUUAAUAAAUAUUAUUAAUUUAUUGCCUACGUAUUAACUUACCUUGGUGUAUUUAAACACGUUUUAUUAACAAACACAUAUAUCCAGCAUUUACUUGCGAAAAUUUCCGACAAACCUCUUCUGCUUAAUAAAUUAGUAAGCAGGAUUGUAUACGAGUAUAAUAUGUAUGCAAAGGCACAAACAAUAAAAAUAAUUAUAUCAUAAAAAAAAAAAAAACGAAGCAAGAGAAUAAAAAAACCCAAGCAUACAUAUGUUACAUACAUACUUACAUACAUAUAAGCAACUUUACUUUCUCCUCUAUAUGUACAUGUUUUGAAUCGACAAAUAUUUUAUACCAACAACAAAAACAAAGCACAUAAUAAACAUAAAACUAACUCCUUACAAAUUAGCAAACGAAAACAACAUACAAAGUGCAUUCGGGAACAUACCUGCACUUUACCCAGAGCGAACAUACGUAUGUAAAUAUAUUUGUACAUGUAAUCAUACUAAACAAAAUCUCAAAAAAAAAACCAAAAGUCCAAAGUCCACAUUGGCAAAUAUUCAGCAAUACCCUUGUUCUUUGUCAAACAAAAACAAGAAGGAUUGCGUACAAAAAGCGAAUUGAUCUCUUUAACGAGCUCUCAAUUGCUUAAGAAUAAAACCAUAAUCAUAAAAACACAAACAAGUCGUGCAUUUAUGUAAAUAUGUAGCAAAUUGAUCUCUUCAACGAGCUCUCAAUUGCACAAAACAUAAGCACCUACAUACAUACGUACAUAUAAGUCCGAGUAUUAGGGUGUACCUAAAUACAAAAUUUCGGACAUCAAAUAUUUUAAUAUAUAAAAAACGCGGUUUAAAAGUACUUAAGAAUUCAAAUAUAUUUUCGAACCAAAAUAUAAAUAAAAAUAAUACAUAUCACAAGUACUUACGAAAUAACAAACUCUUAUUUACAUAAAAGAGUAUUUCAUUUUGUAUACUUUGUCCCUUCAUAUAGAUACUAUAAAUCAGUUUACACUGAGCAAAAUUUAAUUCAUAUAGACAGAUUUUUUACCAUACAGUAAAAAUAAUGAACAAUAACAAAAAUCUAAAUAAACCUGUAGGAGCUACACGCUCAAAACAGGCUAAUAAAUUUAUAUCAGAAAGUGACAGUUUAACAAGAUACUGCACUAGAUUUGCCUCUUCACCGAUUCACGAAAACUCGGAAUCGCUACUAGAAAUCAAAAUUAUAAAUCUUAAUAAUUUUUGGAUACGACUCCAAGCGGCUCAUGACGCCAUAGUAGAAUCUGACAAUUCAGAUCUACCUCAACAUUUUAAAUCAUCGGCUUACGAUAUUUACGAAAACUGCCUUGACCAAUAUGAAGAAACGAAAGCUAUGAUCUCCGAUCAAUUAAAGCUAAUAAAAACAAUUGCACCUACUCCACAUCCGAGAGUAGAGCUGCCACAAAUGCAACAAUAUCAAGAGGCAAGUUCCGGCAUCCAACUCGAGUUGCCCGCUUGUGACACAGAAACCUUUUACGGAGGUUAUGAAGAAUGGCCGUCCUUCCGGGACAUGUUCACGGCCGUGUACAUAAACCAUCCUCAAUUAUCACAAGCGCAAAAAUUGUAUCACCUCAGAUACAAAACUAAAGGUCAAGCAGGCAUAAUAGUAAAACAGUUCGCUCUUAAUGGCGAUAAUUUCAAUUUGGCUUGGGAAGCUCUAAAAGCUAGAUACGAAAAUGAAAGAAUACUGGUCGAUAAGCAAGUAACGACACUACUAAACUUGCCUAAAAUCAAGAAAGGAACAAGUGAAGAAUUUGUAACACUACAAUCCACUGUUUCUAAUUGUUUGUCGAUUCUGUCGACACAAAAUAUUCCCACAGACAGCUGGGACCCAAUUCUGGUAAACAUUUGCACCGCCGCAUUACCAGAAAAGUCGUUACUUCUAUGGGAGCAAUCGCUCUCAUCACGAAAAAAGUGCCCAACGUGGCAACAAAUGAAAGAUUUUCUCACCACCCAAUAUGAAAUUGCGGAAAGGUUAGAAGAAAAAAUAAUCAAAACUAAGAAAAUUAAACACGACCAAACUAGAAGCUUAAAUAGACCCCAAGCUAGAAGCAAAAACAAAUCAAACAUAAUUUUUAACAAAAUACAAUCGUUCAUAUCCGAACAAAGAAUACAUACGUCAUGCGAACUAUGCACAAGAGGGCACAAGCUAAAAUCUUGCGAAAAGUUUAAAAAACUUAAUAUAAACGAAAGGAACAACUUUGUCAGAUCAAAAAGACUCUGUACAAACUGCUUGUCCCAUACACAUAAUCUUAAAAAUUGCAAAAGCAAAUUUAACUGCUUAUAUUGUCAUAAAAGACAUCAUACAAUGCUGCAUUACAGCACAUAUCCCUCACCUCAAAGGAGCGUAUAUACAAAAAGAAACACGGGUUUAAUUACAAAAGCAAAUCCCGAAAGCCAAAAUACUAAAAAUUGCCAAGAGACACCAUGCUGUUCAAAGGCACAAAAAUCUCAAACGCUGCACAGCGAAAGACAAAGUGGAUUAGUUGUAGAACCAGUUCCCAACACACCAACUCAAGUUGAGAAAAAACAAAAUCAAUACCUUAAUUCACAAUUAAGGAAAUUUCGAAAUAUAGGGAAACUUCCUCCUAUAUUAAAAGCACAUACAACUUUUCGGCCCCGCAGGAUGGCUUUCGCCAAUAAUGAAAAAAAAAAAAAAUUCUGAACAGAUCCUAGAGCGGUGGCGGCCUACAGAACGCCAAAUUAGUACAUACAUAAAAACAUAAAAUAAAAAUAAAUAAUAAACACAGUUGUAUCAAAAGUCGAAAAAUCGACAUUUUUUCGUAAAUUUUCAAAAUAAAUAAAAUCUUCAACAAAAUUAAGGUUCAACGAGUACCAUACUCUCAAUGCGAUACAUGGACGAACCUACUCUUACAAAAGCAAGGUCGCUCUUAUCGCAUCUGUUCAAGCGCUCCUCAUAUGGGUGAGUUAGGGAAACCAGCUAUACAAAGCAUUAAACAAUUAUGAAGAAUUCUGUACUGUACGAUUUGAAGCCGUUCGCAAUUCACGGCCAUUCUCUCGCAAGAUCCCUAUAAUUUCAUAGUCCUAAGUCUAGGGCUAAGGAGUACCCAUUCUGGCCACAUCUGAGCCAGGCGUGGAGUUACUAUCCUUUAUAAGCCGAUAACACAGAAAAGGCAAAUAACAAACAACCGGUAUUCCAUACCGAUGAAAUUAGAAAUUAAAUAACCACCAAUGAAAUGAAUAAAAGCGAACAAAAAUAAAAAACGCAUACACUUGUAAACCGUAAUAAUGACUCCCCAAAAAAGCAAAUCAAAUAAACAAAAUAUCAAAUAAAAAAAGUAUCUUCUCUUAAAUAUCUGCACGCAAAUUAAAAUGCAUACAAAAUGCCUGUGUCAUGUUUAAAUCAGAAUCCGUUUUCUGCACACUCGAAUAAAGUGAGUAUAUUACAACUGCAUCAUCAAAUACUUCUGCUGUCAGAAUGUAUUCUGCGCCUCGGCUACUCCACCAGCAGUAUGCCAAAAUACAGACAACCACAUAUUCGUGGAAAACUAGGCAAAAUAUUCGCCUAGGGGGCCCAGGAUGUUUAAAUGAGUUAACCAUCCACCCCCUCUACACGGUAAAACUGGCGCAUCCUAAUGCGACAGCUUAAUUCACCACAGCUGAUGACACCAACACAACUCACUAUACCUGCACACUCACUCAUCGAAAAGGCUGGACAAGAAAAAAGCAGACACAAUCGUUCUCACUAUCGGCACAGCAACUUUCGUUUUGGAUCCAUUCGAUCGACACACUGCGCACAUCAAGAUUCGUCCUAAACAAUUCGCCAGGACAAUUCGACCCUCAACUUUUUCGAUUUUAUACCGCGCCGCGUCAACACGAUCUUUGACCCCGUUCGACAACGACCUGCCCGCGCCAAUUUACAGCGAUCCAACCCAUUGGACAUCAAUUCAAUAACAUCAUAUUAUGUAAUAUCGCACAAAACAUUUUUAUAAAUAAAUUAUAAUUAUUAUAUUGUACUUUAAA
Molecule: messenger RNA, 11754 nt
Organism: Bactrocera dorsalis (oriental fruit fly)
Lineage: Eukaryota; Metazoa; Arthropoda; Insecta; Diptera; Tephritidae
Exons: 2
Coding region: 8798-10435 (545 amino acids)
Biological process (GO): DNA replication, removal of RNA primer
Molecular function (GO): RNA-DNA hybrid ribonuclease activity; nucleic acid binding
Source: RefSeq, a predicted model, not a curated record